Molecule: messenger RNA, 1200 nt
Organism: Fusarium graminearum PH-1
Lineage: Eukaryota; Fungi; Ascomycota; Sordariomycetes; Hypocreales; Nectriaceae
Exons: 2
Coding region: 1-1200 (399 amino acids)
Molecular function (GO): iron ion binding; monooxygenase activity; heme binding
Source: RefSeq, a predicted model, not a curated record
AUGACGAUCAGCUUCUUCGCUACAAGAGACAACAAAGUCCAUCGAUUCCUCCGAUCACGCGUCGCAAGUACAUACUCCAUGACAUCGAUCCUCUCUAUGGAGUCAUUGAUCCAGGAUGUCUUGGACCUCAACCUCAAGAAGCUGGGCGAACGGGCAGACGAGGGCAAAAAGUUUGAAGUCGACAAGACUGUCAACUACUACACCUCGGAUGUGGUUAGCCAGCUGGCCUUAGGUGGAAUGGUCGGAUGUGUAGAACAACAAAAAGACAUUGGAGGUAUUAUCCAGUCUGUGCAUGAUGGGUUCUACUUCAUGGGUAACUUGGGAGUACUACCAUGGCAGAUGUUCUGGAUUAACAACCCAGUAUCCAAAUGGUUGACCAAGAACUUUGGAGGCGAUCGCUUGAACGGCUUUGAUAUCUUUCUUGACUGGCUUGACAACAGAGUGGAAGAGAGGAUGAUUAACGGUCUUCUGCCUAACCAGCGGAGAGAUAUCCUUCAAAAUUUCAUCGAAGCCAAAGAUCCUCACGGUCAACCGGCCAGUAAGGAAGAGGUUAUGAUCGAGGGGGUGAAUGUUCUUGCUGGCGGGUCUGAUACAACCGCCUUUGGCAUUUUAUCUUGUCUCAGACAUCUUCUCACUAGCCCUGACGCCAAGGCAAAGUUGAUGGAAGAAAUUGACCAUGCCUACGAAGAACUUGGACUGACGAAGGAGGGGCGUGAGAUCUCUUUCAAGCAAGCAGAAAAGCUCCCAUAUCUGUCUGCUGUCAUCACCGAGAGCAAUCGGGUGCAACCUUCAAUCCAGUAUCAGCUACCCCGUACCGUCCCAUCAGAAGGGGCUCAGGUUGGAGACUAUUUUCUUCCUCCCGGCACAACUUGUGGCACUAGUUCAAGAGCAGUAAACUGUUCACGGGAGAUAUUUGGCCCGGAUGCAGAAGAGUUCCGACCCGAGAGGUGGAUUGCCCAAGGCCCAGACGACGAGGCACGAAUUAGGAAGGAGAAAUCUCUCCUGAUGACGUUUGGUAUGGGCAGUCGCAGCUGCAUAGGGAAGAAUUUGGCAAUUGUCGAACUCCACUUGUAUAUCGCUCAGUUCUUUCGACAUUUCGAUGCUGAGGUGGCAAAGUCGGCAAAGCCUUGGGGUAUCAAAUCACAAUGGCUUACGUUUCAUCACGAUUUUGUGAUUACGAUUACGAGGAGAGAGCAUUAA